Messenger RNA from Dacryopinax primogenitus, 1312 nucleotides. Its product is annotated as P-loop containing nucleoside triphosphate hydrolase protein. The record is from RefSeq and is a predicted model, not a curated record. The transcript is spliced from 5 exons. Gene Ontology annotation, cellular component: mitochondrion. NCBI's taxonomy places the organism in Eukaryota, Fungi, Basidiomycota, Dacrymycetes, Dacrymycetales, Dacrymycetaceae. The coding region runs from base 1 to 1155 and encodes 384 amino acids. Gene Ontology annotation, molecular function: GTPase activity; GTP binding.
AUGCUGCCGUUGUCUAUUCCGCGGUUCCCCUUCCCCCCCAGCCCGCCAUCAUGGUACGCCGGACAUAUGGCCGCAUUUGUUAACUCGCUGCCCAAGCUUCUGUCUACCACCUCUAUUGUCUUGGAAGUGCGGGAUGCGCGGUUACCCCUCACAUCGGUAAACCCUGCUUUCGAGACGGCGCUCCGACGAUAUUGGGCGAGCGCAGAGUUGGAGGGGAAAGAGAGGAUCAUUAUAUACGCCAAGCGGGAUCUGGCCGAGAGGAGGUAUGAAGAGCCAUUGAAGACCAUGUUCAAGAAAUUCGCGAAUCAGAGAGUCAUGUUUGCAAACACAGGCCAGCGAGGGGACGUCAGGCGAGUACUUGAUGCCAUCACUAAUAUCGCUGAGAACAAUAAGGAAACGCAUCCUCGUGCAGAAGUCCUUGUCGUCGGUAUGCCAAACGUCGGCAAAUCCAGCCUGCUGAAUGCGCUGCGCAGCUCCGGUAUCCAAAAGGGCAAGGCUUUCCGCACCAGUGCGACCGCUGGCCUCACUCGCAAGUUCACCGGCCAUGUUAAGAUCCAUGAAGAGCCUGACAUCUAUGUGAGCGAUACACCUGGUGUCAUGGUGCCUUAUCUCGGACGCGGGGAAGCUGGAUCGGAGAAGGGGAUGAAACUUGCUGUGACUGCCGGCAUUAAAGAAAGCCUAUACGACCCGGAGCUGCUAGCCUCCUACCUCUUACACAUACUUCCGAUCAAGGCGAAUAUGCCAUUCGAUCUUCCCCAUCCGUAUAGAGGGCUUUUGCCCGAAUACGGCGGGUCUUUUGCGAACCUAGUUCCACCCUCUCAUGACCAAACACCUCUUCUCGAAGCCCUAGCGCAGCGCCUAGGUCGAGUGAGGAAGGGUGGCUUUCCUAAUACUAAUCUAGCGGCCAUCUGGUUGCUAGACUGGUUCCGUAAAGGAGGGGCCGGGAGAUGGACGAGCGACUUUGAGUCCGCUGGAGGAUUGAAGGGGGUAGAGGAAACCGUCCGCCAAUGGGUAGAGCAGGGGAUGGGCAUCAUUGGUGAGGGCGAGUCGAGCCAAAACCAGGAGAGGAGAAAAAAGAUAGAGGAGAGGAGACAGAAGAGGCUCGAGAAGUGGAAGAAGACGCAUGGCACGAGGGCGGUUGCGGCUGCGGCAUGAACAAGCGACCACCGUGUCUUUGGCGGCGGUCCGCUCAACCUCGACAACACGAACGAGUUGAACGAGCACGAUUCACGAUACAACUCCCCUGCUGAAUAUUUGGCUGUUCCAGCCGUAUCUGCAUAUCAGCAAGAUGGCGUCCUAUCUUCAAGGGAAU